Archocentrus centrarchus (flier cichlid) is the source of this 1980-nucleotide messenger RNA. It is a transcript of the gene cysltr1, whose product is annotated as cysteinyl leukotriene receptor 1. Bases 183 to 1217 code for a protein of 344 amino acids. NCBI's taxonomy places the organism in Eukaryota, Metazoa, Chordata, Actinopteri, Cichliformes, Cichlidae. Gene Ontology annotation, biological process: G protein-coupled receptor signaling pathway. The transcript has 2 exons. The record is from RefSeq and is a predicted model, not a curated record. Gene Ontology annotation, cellular component: plasma membrane. Gene Ontology annotation, molecular function: leukotriene receptor activity.
CGAGCUUUCAAAGAACUGAGGAUCUGAAGACACAGCAUCAUCCCACCGCUGUCAAAACACCUAGCAGAUGAAUCAGGCACUCGGUCUGAGGCAGCUUUCCAGUCGUGCGCGUCAAGAGGGGGGGAGAAGAGCAACAUACCAGCUGCUGUUUUUGAAAAAAAGGAUUCACCGCAGCCACACAAAUGGAGAAUGUGACAGUCAGCCUACAGGACAACUCCACUAAGUGCGAGUCCAUCGAUGACUUCCGUAACCAGGUGUACUCCACUGCCUACUCCCUCAUCACUGUUUUAGGCCUGGUUGGGAAUGGCUUUGCCCUGGUGGUGCUUGUUAGAACGUACCGCCAGAGCUCACCCUUUCACGUCUACAUGUUGAACCUGGCUGUGUCUGAUCUGCUGUGUGUCAUGACGCUGCCGCUGCGAGUUCUCUACUAUGUAAAGAAGGGAGACUGGAACCAGGGGGAUUUCCUCUGUCGCAUCAGCUCCUAUGCCCUCUAUGUAAACCUCUAUUGUAGUAUUUACUUCAUGGCUGCUAUGUCUGUCACACGUUUCUUGGCUAUUGUUUUCCCUGUGCAGAACCUGCGGCUGGUGACAGAGAACCGUGCACGCCUUGUUUGUGGGGCUAUCUGGGUGGUGAUCUGUCUUUUAUCCUCACCCUUCCUGAUAUCUGGCCAGAAGUUUGAUCCAGUAACAAAUAAAACCAAAUGCUUUGAGCCACCUCCACCAGGUAAAAGUUUGACAAAACUAAUCACACUGAACUAUGUGUCUCUGAUGAUUGGCUUCGUCCUGCCCUUCCUGAUCAUCCUGCUUUGCUAUGCCGGCAUAGUCCGAACCCUUCUUUCCCGCACCCAUGCUGCCCGCCGUCAGCGAGGCACAGGCACCAAAGCCAUCCGGAUGAUUGUCAUCGUUCUGCUGACCUUCCUAGUCAGCUUCAUGCCUUACCACGUGCAGCGCACCGUGCACCUGAACUCCCUGUCUCGGGCCAACGCGACCCACUGCGAGACGGUUUCCAUGCAGAAGUCUGUGGUGGUGACACUGUGCCUGGCUGCUGCCAACUCGUGUUUCGAUCCACUGCUUUAUUUCUUCUCCGGGGAGGGUUUCCGCAGCCGCCUGUCCUCCCUACGCCACUCAGUGAAGUCAAGCACCAUGCGCCGCACAAACAGGCUGAAGCCUAUCACAGGCUCAGACUCAGGGGAAAACCACCAGCUGAAGACAGGUUGAACAACACCAUGCAAAGACAAGUCGGCAGACAAGCACAUCUUUAUUAAGGGCUCAGGGUGACUAGUGCUCUCACGCAGAAAGAAGACAGAAGUUUUUAAAAAUUGUUGCCGGAUUUAAGUAUUUAAACAGAAUGUCUCCAGAGGAUAAUUGUCAUGUAAGUUGAUAUUUAUUAUCCCAAAGUAUUUGUUAAAUAUUUAAGUGAUGUUCUGUGUUGCCAGUAUAAUAAAAACAGCCUAUUAUGUUUUAAAGAUUGUGGUAUAAAUGCAAUUAUAUACAUUAUAUCACUGCCUGAAUGUAUUUAUAUUACAGUGUAGAAGGCUGUGAUGUUUUAGCUGGAGUGUCAAGAAAGUUGAGGUUUGAACAUUGCGACUUGCAUAUGAAGGGUUAAACUCUGCCUCAUGUAUGUAAAAUACUGUAGAAAAACAGCACGCUCAAGACUGUGGAUCUUUACAUUUCUUUAUGAUUGUUCCAUUUCAUUUUCUUUUUUACGUUUUUUUUUUUUUUUUUUGGAUGCCUUUGUGGAAAUGUCUGUUUUUCUUUAUAAGUUAUCAUUUCUUCAUUGCUUGUUUUCAUGUGUUUUUGGUUUACUCUGGGACCUCUAGGAAUUUUGAACAUUUCUUUUUAAGUAAUAAACGUUUACAUGUUUUUCAACGUAAAGGCCCAAGUUGGAGGAAAAUUUGGGGAUUCUGGAGUGCACCUUUAAAGCAAUAGUUGACAUUUUGGGAGAUUAUCACUGUACUCAUGUGAAACUGCAGCCAAAUGA